AAUGAUUGUGUAUCUUGUAAACACUUUUUGAUAUCAAUAUAUUUGAUUUGCCGAAAAAAAAAAAAAAAAAAAAGAUGUCGAACCGGAACUACAAAAUCCGGUUUAAAGACGCAAGUGGAUAAUUUUGACCGAUCCAUCAUCGUUUCGUUUUCCACAUUCCGCCUCCGCUCAGUAUCUUCUGAAACCCCAACGUCAGUUUUUGUCUCCUCACCGCCGCCGUCGAUUUUCACAGCGGUCGAACUUCUUCGUCCUGCCUUAACGCAGCUGGAUUUUAAGAUCACUAGGAAUUGAGUUAGUCUCCAUCGAAGAGCUAGCGUUUGGAAUGUUGCGAUGCGUCUGCGUUUGAGGGAGAUUGAAACAGUGUUUGUAAAUGCGAUAGUACUGGGGAAGGAAUAAUAAUAAUUCAAGAGGAGAUUUUAUUUCACUUUGAUUGCUGUCGAUGACAAUGAAACGAUGGAAGAGUUGUGGUCAAAGUUUUCGCAAUAAUGAUAGGAUCAGUGAAUUGCCUGAAGCUUUGCUUCUGGAGAUAUUGUCUUUACUUCCAACAAAAGAUGUCAGAGCCACAAGUGUUUUGUCCAAAAGAUGGCGGUCCCUUUGGAAGAUGGUGCCGAGACUUGAGUUUGAUGGACGGAUGUUUUCAGAUAAUAUCAGCAGAUGUUUGCUUUCACAUCAAGCUCCGGUUCUACAGAGUUUGCAUCUCGAAAUGAAUUCUCAUGUUUUCUCUAAUAUGGUUAUUGGGAUAUUGGUGGGAAUUGCGUUUGGACUCCAUGUGCGUGAGUUGGUACUCUAUGUUUACGGCAGCCAAGAGUUGUUUAGAUUUCCUUUUAGCUUGUGUAACUGCGAAUCACUAGAGACAUUGAUACUCGGUCAAAAUAUUAUUAUUGAUGUCCCUUCUCCGGUUUGUUUAAAUUCCCUUAGAACUCUAGACCUAGACGGGGUGGGGUACAAAGACGAUGAAUCUGUUCUUAACCUUUUAUCUGGUUGUAUUAGCCUGGAAAAUUUGGUGGUUCAUCGACUUGAACAAGCUGAUGUGAAGACUUUCACUAUUGCGGUGCCAUCCUUGCAGAGGCUAACACUUACUGCUGAAAAUGAUGAUGAAGACUCGGUCUAUGUGAUAAAUGCUCCUUCUUUGAAAUACUUGAAGUUUGAUGGGGUUUUAGAUGAUACCACUUGUCUGAUUGAGAAUACACCUGAGUUAGUGGAGGCAAGUCUGAGAGAUGAUGAUGAUGAUGGUUACGAUGAAGCAUCCUAUGAGAACAUUCUGGGAUCAAUCACUUCAGUCAAACGUCUUUCCUUGAAGUUAUCACCCUUGGAGAUUACAUUUCCUACCGGUAGUAUCUUUUAUCAGUUGGCAUAUUUGGAGCUAUAUACAUUUAGAACUGAGUGGUGGAAUCUACUUACGCUCAUGUUCGAUACGUCUCCUAAUUUACUAGUCCUCAAGCUCACCGGUUUCAAGAUAGAAUGGGAAAAUGUUAAAAAUAAGGGCCUUUGGGGGAGAUGGAAUAAACCGAAGAAUGUUCCGGAAUGUUUGUUGCUCCACCUCGAAACAUUUUUGUGGACAUGUUAUGAAGCAAGAGUAGAAGAUGAGAUAGAAGUGGCGAAAUAUAUCCUAAGGAACGCAAGGCGUUUGAAAAAGGCAACUUUCUCCAAAAUUGAAAUUAAACCGAGCAAAAGAGUUGAGAUGGUUGAGGAGCUCAAAAGUGUGGUCAGGGCUUCGAAUUCAUGUCAGCUCGUGUUCAAAUGAAUCUUAUAUCACAACUAAUCUUUACUGUUCUGUUACUUUAGUUGAGACCAUCCAAAAAUUUCUGAUUUGGUUGAGAGUUUGAUGUUGUAACAUAUUUGUUAACCAAUUUUAAACAUAUUUGUUCACCGAAUUUUAAGCUGAGGCAUUCAACGUAUGAAUAUUCAUUUUAGAGAUU
Molecule: messenger RNA, 1919 nt
Organism: Arabidopsis lyrata subsp. lyrata
Lineage: Eukaryota; Viridiplantae; Streptophyta; Magnoliopsida; Brassicales; Brassicaceae
Product: F-box/FBD/LRR-repeat protein At3g26920-like
Exons: 5
Coding region: 440-1744 (434 amino acids)
Molecular function (GO): protein binding
Source: RefSeq, a predicted model, not a curated record